Molecule: messenger RNA, 1826 nt
Organism: Brassica oleracea var. oleracea
Lineage: Eukaryota; Viridiplantae; Streptophyta; Magnoliopsida; Brassicales; Brassicaceae
Product: citrate synthase 2, peroxisomal
Exons: 12
Coding region: 83-1618 (511 amino acids)
Biological process (GO): carbohydrate metabolic process; tricarboxylic acid cycle
Cellular component (GO): mitochondrial matrix
Source: RefSeq, a predicted model, not a curated record
ACUUACCAAAGAUUGUUUCUACUUCUUCUUCGCUUCUACUUUUCGAAUUCUUAUUUUUUUGAUUUUUUUUUUUUUUGUGAAAAUGGAGAUUUCUGAGAGGGUGAAAGCUCGAUUGGCCGUUCUCACUGCGCACUUAGCGGUGUCCGAUCCCGUCGGAUCGAGCCAGGUGUUACCGCCGGGGGCGAUCGAGCCAUGGUGCACAUCGAGCGCUGUUACACCGCAUGGAUCCCUAAAAGGAAGCUUGACGAUCGUGGAUGAGCGUACGGGGAAGAAGUAUCAGGUCCCAGUCUCGGAAGAUGGUACCGUUAAAUCCGUUGAUCUCAAGAAGAUAACGACGGGGAAGGAUGACAAGGGGCUUAAGCUAUAUGAUCCAGGUUACUUGAACACGGCUCCUGUUCGAUCUUCGAUCUCUUACAUCGAUGGAGAUGAAGGGAUCCUGCGUUACCGUGGGUAUCCUAUUGAAGAGUUGGCUGAGAGCAGUACUUUCAUUGAGGUUUCUUAUCUCCUCAUGUAUGGGAAUCUACCUUCUCAGAGUCAGCUAGCUGAUUGGGAGUUUACGAUUUCUCAGCAUUCAGCUGUGCCGCAAGGAGUAUUGGAAAUCAUACAGUCCAUGCCUCAUGAUGCACACCCAAUGGGUGUUCUUGUGAGUGCAAUGAGUGCACUUUCCAUCUUCCAUCCCGAUGCCAAUCCUGCUCUCAGCGGCCAGGAUAUUUACAAGUCAAAACAAGUUCGUGAUAAACAGAUUGUUCGUAUUCUUGGAAAGGCUCCUACAAUUGCAGCGGCUGCUUAUCUGAGGAUGGCAGGCAGGCCUCCUGUUCUCCCUUCUGGCAACUUUUCUUAUGCAGAGAAUUUCCUCUAUAUGCUGGAUUCAAUGGGCAAUAGGUCUUACAAGCCUAAUCCUCGUCUGGCUCGAGUGCUUGACAUCCUCUUCAUACUGCAUGCCGAACAUGAAAUGAAUUGCUCUACUGCUGCUGCUCGUCAUCUUGCCUCUAGUGGUGUUGAUGUGUACACCGCUGUUGCUGGAGCUGUUGGAGCUCUGUAUGGUCCACUUCAUGGUGGUGCCAACGAGGCUGUCCUUAAGAUGUUAGCUGAGAUUGGGAGUGUUGAAAAUAUUCCAGAGUUCAUAGAAGGAGUGAAGAACAGAAAGAGGAAGAUGUCAGGUUUUGGACAUCGUGUUUACAAAAACUACGACCCGAGAGCAAAAGUCAUCAAGAAACUGGCGGAUGAAGUAUUCUCCAUUGUUGGAAGGGAUCCUCUAAUCGAGGUAGCAGUUGCUCUAGAGAAGGCAGCACUCUCUGAUGAAUAUUUUGUGAAGAGAAAACUUUACCCAAAUGUUGAUUUUUACUCUGGAUUAAUCUAUAGGGCAAUGGGAUUCCCACCAGAGUUCUUCACAGUCCUAUUUGCAGUCCCGCGUAUGGCUGGAUACUUGUCACACUGGCGUGAGUCGUUGGAUGAUCCUGACACUAAGAUCAUGAGACCCCAACAGGCCUACACUGGGGUAUGGCUAAGGCAUUACGAGCCGGUGAGACAGAGAACGUUGUCAAGUGAUUCAGAUAAGAUGGGACAAGUUUCCAUUUCAAAUGCAUCAAGAAGGCGUUUAUCUGGAUCUGCACUUUAAGUCUCAAACUCUACUACAUACGAUUAAAGACGGAAGACACCUCGGGGUAAACAAGAGGGUCUUCUUAGCAUUCUUUGUUGUUCUCUUUCUCUUACAAACUCAAUAAUCCAAUUCAUAGUCUGCUGCAUUAUUUGUCUGUUAUUCUGUAUUUGAUGUUUUUAAACAUAUUUUCAUACUUCCAUCUAAUAAUAAUGUCUUUACAGUGAAA